Molecule: messenger RNA, 936 nt
Organism: Arctia plantaginis
Lineage: Eukaryota; Metazoa; Arthropoda; Insecta; Lepidoptera; Erebidae
Source: the annotation of a GenBank genome assembly
AUGGCUUGUAAUUCGUGUGCGAAAGGAUUUUCUUUGCUUCGUAAAGAGAAAGGCUGCCCAGGCUGUGGAUUCAGUUACUGUUCCAAAUGUUUAGAUAACAAGAUAUUUCUACCCAAAAUUAAUGACACAGCAAAGGUUUGUUGUAAAUGUAAAAGAUUAGCUGAAAAACCUGAUGAACUUGCAAAUGCUGUGCAACCACCAGAUGCAUACUUCAGGAGACUUGGAACAAUGAAUGUUGAACAAAAAGGUAACCAAGCAGCUAACUGUGACAUGGACACCACAGAUCAACUAAUUGCAGGAAGAUUACAAAAACUGAAGGAUUCCAGGACAAACACCAGUGUAACAACAACAGAUGAACAUGUUAAAAAUCGCCUUCGGACUAUUAAAGGUGAAAUGCCAUCAACAUCAGAUGAGGAGAUACAAGCACGUUUAGCCAAAUUAAGAGGUGUUCCAACUGAAACUUUAUGUAGUAAACCAGUAUUACUAGCUCCAGAUACAAGGACAGAACAAGAACAAGCAAAUGAUUUAUUAAAACAGUAUAUGGAACAGACAAAUAUUGAGUCUAAAUACAAAAACGAAUUUGACGACAUUAUGAAAGACAUGGAAUUAAGAAUGAAUAAACUUAAGGGUUCUAAUUCAUCAAGUUCUAAGGAACAUGAUUUAGUAAAGUCUACAGAAGAUGCAGAAUCGGAGGAUGAAGAGGAAACAGUUAGGAAAAUAGUGGAAAAGAUAAAAGCAGAAGCUUCUCUCGAUGAUGAAGAUAUGCCUCAGUCUACCAACGAUGAACUACCAUUUUGUGAGAUAUGCAAUGAAGAUGCUACAAUGCGGUGUUUUGGCUGCAAAUAUUUAUUUUGUCAUAGAUGCUUUGCAGAGCAUAAAGACGAUGAUGAUGGUUGUAAUAGGUAUGAACCUUAUGAGGCUCCAAAAAAAUCAUGA